UCGUUCUUGUUUUCUGGUCGGUGUUCUCGACAUUACUAGAUGCGAUGUCCAUCUCCUCCGAUCUCCCUAUCCAUUUGAACGGAGUACCCAUUUGUCUUCUAUACUUCCAGCUGCAGACCUUGUCGAGUUGCCUCUUCCUUUCGUCUAUCUCUUCUCCUCUGCUUCAGCGCCCCUUUCAUGAGUUCCUCCAAACCUAAUCCAGAACUGGAACAGUCUCUGCUGCCCCAAGAAGACGACUGCCUCAGUGGAGAUUACUUCUCCAUAGCUGGGUUCUGGAGCCGCCUCACCUUUCGGUGGUUGAAUCCAGUCUUCGCAAAGGGCCGAGCAGAGAGGCUCGAGCUCCGGCACAUUCCCGGCGUUCCUCGAUCCGAGACCGCCGAAACCUCCCUCUGCCUUCUGCAAGAAUCGCUUCGCCAACAAAAGCUUGAAUCAGCUUCGCUUCCUAGAGCCAUUAUUCGUGCUGUUUGGAGGUCAUUAGCCUUGAAUGCGGUGUUUGCAGAUGACGCAGGCCUCAACACCUUGUCUUCCUACCUCGGUCCUUUCCUGAUCACCAACUUCGUGGAAUUCGUCUCCGGGAAGGAUUCCGGUCAUGGACGCUACUACGGGUACGUACUGGCUUCUCUGUUCUUCGUCGCGAAGACGGUGGAGUCACUGACCCAACGUCAGUGGUACUUCGGUGCACGUCGAAUUGGCAUCCGAGUUCGAGCAGCUCUCAUGGCUGCCAUCUACGAGAAGUGUCUUGCGAUCCAGCACUCAGGCAGCAGCACAGGCAAGCUCAUCAACUUCCUCGACGUGGACGUGGAAAGAAUCGGCGACUUCUUUUGGUACGUGCACGGCAUUUGGCUGCUGCCGGUCCAAGUCUCCUUGGCUCUGCUCAUCCUUCACAGAAACCUCGGCGCACCAGCCUCCUUCGCGGCGCUCGCCGCCACAGCCCUGGUGAUGGUGAGCAACACACCGCUAGCGAACUCGCAAGAGCGGCUCCACUCCAAGAUCAUGGAAGCGAAGGACGCGAGGAUCAAAGCCACCGCAGAGACGCUGAAAUGCAUGAGGAUUCUGAAGCUUCAUUCCUGGGAAACAGCCUACUUGAACAAGCUGCUCCAACUCAGAGACGUGGAGAGGAGCUGGCUCAGGAGAUAUCUCUACACAUGCUCUGCCAUCGCCUUCCUGUUCUGGGCAUCCCCGAUCUUGGUUUCAGUCAUCUCCUUCGGCGUCUGCAUCCUCAUGGACACGCCACUGACUGCCGGCGCAGUUCUCUCCGCCCUGGCCACGUUCAGAAUCCUACAGGAGCCCAUCUACAACCUCCCGGAACUGGUCGCCAUGAUCACACAAACAAAGGUAUCGAUCGACAGAAUCCAUAGCUUGAUGAAAGAAGAGGAGCAGAAGCAGUUGAGUCCGAGCCGCAGCACACAGGCCUCGGACAUGGCUGUGGAAAUCACGCCUGGUGUGUACAGCUGGGAAGCUGACUCGAGCCUGAAGAAGCCGACGCUCAAGAUCGAGAACAAGAUUCGGAUCAUGAGAGGAGAAAAGGUGGCGGUGUGCGGGACUGUCGGAUCAGGCAAAUCCAGUUUCCUUUGCAGCAUCAUGGGGGAGGUUCCGAGAAGUAGCGGCGGGCGGAUGACUGUUCUUGGUGCAACAGCCUACGUUCCACAGAGCGCUUGGAUCCAAACUGGGACAGUCCAGGAGAAUGUAUUGUUUGGGAAGGCGAUGGAUAGGAGAUGGUAUCAGGAAGUGGUGGAGGCUUGUGCUUUGGACAGAGACAUCGGAAUGUGGGGUGACAAGGACCUGACUGUGGUAGGAGAGAGGGGUAUGAAUCUGAGCGGAGGGCAGAAGCAGAGGAUUCAGCUGGCCAGAGCCAUCUACAACAAUUCAGACAUCUAUCUCUUGGAUGAUCCUUUCAGUGCUGUUGAUGCACACACUGGCACACACCUCUUCAAGGAAUGUUUGAUGAACCUGUUGUCCUGUAAGACUGUCAUUUAUUGCACUCAUCAACUGGAAUUCUUACAUGCAGCAGAUCUUAUUCUGGUAAUGAGAGAUGGAAAGGUGGUUCAAUCUGGCAAGUACGAAGAACUGAUGGAGGACGCUAGUGGGGAGCUUGUGCAGCAAAUGGCUGCAUAUGAUCAGUCUCUAUGCCAAGUCAAUCCGUCAAAAGAGAAGGAUUUAUCGAUGAGCACACGACACAGGAUGAAGCAAAAGGAUCUUAGAGAACUAGAACACUAUGAUCAAAUCGGAAUCUCCGAACUGUCAGAGAGAUCAUGCGAAGAAGAAAGGGAAUCCGGACAGGUGAAAUGGCAUGUCUACCACACCUUUGUGACUUCAGCCUACAAAGGAGCUCUUGUUCCGGUGCUACUGCUCUGCCAAGUUCUCUUCCAGGGUCUCCAGAUGAGCAGCAACUACUGGAUUGCCUGGGCAACCGAGAAGGAGGAUCGAGUGAGCCGAGAAAAUUUGAUUGGAGUUUUCAUCCUACUAUCUGCCAGUAGCUCAGUGUUCGUAUUGGGAAGAGCGGUUUUGCUCACGACGAUCGCGAUCAAAACAGCUCAAAAGCUUUUUCUUGGAAUGGUGACAAGCAUUACGAGAGCACCAAUGUCGUUUUUCGACUCAACACCUUCCAGUAGAAUCCUCAACAGGUCAUCAACAGACCAAAGCAUUGUGGACACAGACAUUCCAUACAGAUUAGCAGGAUUGGCUUUUGCACUUGUUCAGCUCCUGUGUAUCGUUGUUCUCAUGUCUCAAGUGGCCUGGCCAGUGUUCAUCCUCUUCAUCGUCACAGUUGCAGUCUCCGUCUGGUAUCAGAAUUACUACGUCAGUUCUGCAAGAGAACUAGCAAGAAUGGUGGGAAUCCGAAAAGCUCCCAUCCUCCACCAUUUCUCGGAAUCACUUGCGGGAGCCAUCACCAUCCGCUGCUUCAACCAGCAGAGGCGCUUCUCCAAGAAGAACCUCUCCUUGAUCGAUGACUACUCCCGAAUCACCUUCCACAACUCUGCAACCAUGGAGUGGCUGUCGGUUCGAAUCAACUUCCUCUUCAACCUCAAGUUCUUUGCCAUGUUAACCAUCCUAGUCUCCAUGCCGAGGAAUGCCAUCGAUCCAAGCCUUGCGGGACUAGCCGCGACGUACGGAUUGAACCUAAGUGUGCUGCAGGCGUGGGUUAUAUGGAACCUCUGCAACGUAGAGAACAAGAUGAUCUCGGUGGAGAGGAUUCUGCGGUUCUCAGGCAUACCCAGCGAGGCACCUCUGGUGAUCGAGGAUUGCAGACCAGAACAAGGUUGGCCUACGUCUGGAACCAUCGAGCUCCACAAUCUCCAUGUCCGAUACGGCCCUGCUCUUCCCAUGAUCUUGAAGGGUGUCAGCUGCAGCUUCCCUGGAGGGAAGAGGGUUGGAGUUGUGGGCAGGACAGGAAGUGGCAAGUCCACACUCAUCCAAUCUCUGUUCAGAGUGGUAGAACCAUCACCGGGGAAGAUCGUGAUCGAUGGCGUAGAUAUUAGUCGGAUCGGACUGCAUGACUUGAGAUCCAAACUGAGCAUAAUACCACAAGAUCCAACACUUUUCCAAGGAACAGUGAGGACAAACUUGGAUCCCCUGCAGCAGCAUUCCGACCUGGAAAUCUGGGAGGCACUCUACAAAUGCCAGCUUGGAGAGGUGGUGAAACAAGACCAGAGGCUGCUCGAUGCACCAGUUGCAGAAGAUGGGGAGAACUGGAGUGUAGGGCAGAGGCAGCUGGUUUGCCUGGCGCGAGUGUUGCUGAAGAGGAGGAGGAUACUGGUGCUGGAUGAGGCCACAGCUUCGGUAGACACCGCAACAGAUAACUUUGCGCAGAAGACCAUAAGAGAGGAGACCGGUGACUGCACUGUCAUCACAGUGGCACACCGAAUACCCACCGUCAUCGACAGUGAUCUCGUCCUGGUGCUUGACGAAGGUACAAAGACAAGUCUCUUAGGUACUCAUUGGAUUCUGUGGGUAAUGCUUCUGGUGGAUGCAGGGAAGAUAGUGGAGUUCAGUUCCCCUCAGAAACUUAUGAGAGAUGAAUCAUCAGCUUUCUCAAGGUUGGUGAUGGAGUUCCUGGGGAGAUCUAACAGUGAUCACCAUGACUUCCUACUUGAAUGAGAGGGACUGUGGCUUGAUAAGUAGACCCAGUCAUCUAACCACAUGAGGGUUGACAAUACCACCAAAGUCAAUUGCUUUGAAGACCAGCAAAGUCAUGAGGUUAUUAUUGGACUUGGUGAUUUGAUCAAUCAUUGACUCAUCAACUCUUAUAUAUAUAUAUAU
Molecule: messenger RNA, 4260 nt
Organism: Musa acuminata subsp. malaccensis (wild Malaysian banana)
Lineage: Eukaryota; Viridiplantae; Streptophyta; Magnoliopsida; Zingiberales; Musaceae
Source: RefSeq, a predicted model, not a curated record